GUAGAUUGAGCGCUCUGUGAGAGCAGGGACUUUGUUCACUGCUGGGUCCCCAGAGCAGAGACCAGAACAGGCGCUGGGAAAACAUCUGUUGAAUGACCCAGGACAGCAGUACCUCUGUCGUUCAAAAACAACGAAGGCUGAGAUUCAGAGGAACUACAAAUCCCAUAAGGUGUUGCAUGUCUAAGGCCUUUGGAGAACGAGGUCGGCCCCGGCGCAGGCGCGGUGGCGCGAGUUGGACUGUGAAGAAACAUGGCGGCCGCGACGUUGACUUCGAAAUUGUACUCCCUGCUGUUCCGCAGGACCUCCACCUUCGCCCUCACCAUCGUCGUGGGCGUCGUGUUCUUCGAGCGCGCCUUCGAUCAAGGCGCGGACGCUAUCUACGACCACAUCAACGAGGGGAAGCUGUGGAAACACAUCAAGCACAAGUAUGAGAACAAGUAGUUCCUUGGAGGCCCCCAACCAGGCCAGAAGGACCAGGUUCACCCAGCAGCUGUUUCCCCAGAGCUGGAGCCUCAGCUUGAAGAUGAUGCUCAAGUUACUCUUCAUGGACCACCGUUCGCUGUUGGCAAGAAACAGCUUUACUUAUAAAACAGACUCUUUACCUUCUGCUGUUUGAAGUAUGUUUAGUCAGCAUGCUCAGGAAAUAAAUGUGAAUUGCCCUUGA
Symphalangus syndactylus (siamang) is the source of this 664-nucleotide messenger RNA. RefSeq names its product ubiquinol-cytochrome c reductase, complex III subunit X (gene UQCR10). The record is from RefSeq and is a predicted model, not a curated record. Gene Ontology annotation, cellular component: respiratory chain complex III. Gene Ontology annotation, biological process: mitochondrial electron transport, ubiquinol to cytochrome c. NCBI's taxonomy places the organism in Eukaryota, Metazoa, Chordata, Mammalia, Primates, Hylobatidae.